Talaromyces stipitatus ATCC 10500 is the source of this 402-nucleotide messenger RNA. RefSeq lists its product as uncharacterized. The transcript is spliced from 2 exons. Gene Ontology annotation, molecular function: nucleic acid binding; RNA-DNA hybrid ribonuclease activity. Bases 1 to 402 code for a protein of 133 amino acids. Gene Ontology annotation, biological process: DNA replication, removal of RNA primer. NCBI's taxonomy places the organism in Eukaryota, Fungi, Ascomycota, Eurotiomycetes, Eurotiales, Trichocomaceae. The record is from RefSeq and is a predicted model, not a curated record.
AUGGGAGCGGCUUUGACAAUGGGAUUGGGGCAGCGGGAACUGGAGGGAAUCGAUACGGCAUUGGAAAUCCUACUCCGAAGCCAGCCAUGCGAUGACAACCCAUACGAAGCCACAAUCUACACAGAUAAUCAAGCCGCAAUACGCGCCACGUGCCAGCCAGGGCGGUCCUCUGGGCAGUAUAUCCUUCGACGGAUCGUACGACACCUGGGCCUCCUACGCGACAACCGAUCUCGAUGGCGUGUACGACUACAGUGGGUGCCAGGCCACGAAGGGGUCCCAGGCAACGAGAAAGCAGACCAGCUGGCAAAGUUGGCUGCAGUCAAGGCGACACGGCGUACACAGGAGAACGCCUGCAUAGCCAGGAUCAGCGCACCUAAUCAGACUACACCACAUGCCGUAUGA